GAAGGAUGACAACAGAGCCAGGAUCAGAUUACAAGUGUUACCAUUAAUUAUCCACUGAUUGUCAUCUAAAGAUUGCCAGGUAGCUCAAAAGAAGCAUAACGAACAAAGUCGUUGCAACAUGUACUGGCCAACCGCGACAACUCGGCUUGUCGGCACACCUUACCCGCUAGACAAGGAACCUAUCGCACACGCACGAUCAAGCAGAAAAGGCAACUUCUUCGCCAUCGUUACAAGAGAUGGCCUCGGGGUUUGGGAUGUCAGACCAACUGUUAUGCAAGCUGCUGUGUUGCGGUCGAAAACGAGUAUCGACCGAUUCGGCAGCAAUGUGGAUGUUUUCUGGGCUCAUGAUGGUCGAGGACUUAUCGUUUUGACGGAUACUUCACACUUGCUCUUCUACCAACUAGUACCCUCGUCGCGUCCCUCGUAUGAUUCGCCGGGCCCAUCACCACCCGGUCCAGGCGAAGGAGACGUCAUCAUGGGAUGGGAACUUCGUGCUCUCGGUACUGCGUUUGUCAUGGGAGGUUGCGAAUCCGUACUCCCCCAGGCCCACAAUAUCAUGAUGACGCUUCGACAUCCACCAUCUAUACUCUCUGUCCCAUAUCCAGCUCCUAGCCAACUGCUCACACCGCCUAAUUCUCAUUUCCCUCCUCCUCCUCUUGACGCAGCUACAGAAUCCCAAAUUGAGUGUGAGACUUGGGAUCUUGGGAGCUCUCGAAGCUGGAUUAUUGGCAAAGAACCUCCAAUACCUACAAAACUGACGGCACACAAGACACCGGGGCUGCCAAUGUUGCACACUAUGUUAACCAAAGAUGGACGAGCAUAUGCUGUUUACCAGGCAAGCCAACUUAUACAUGUCUCAAGCAGCGAAGCGCAACGGACCCAGCUAUCCGCUGGGCCCAAACAUGUUGGGAUAAUCAUAUACCCGCCUCCCCUAGACCUGUCAAAGAAGAUGGAGGUGCUUGAUAUCCAAAACAUUAAGGCAUCUGAAGAUGCUGUAGAAGAUAAGGCGGUGGAAAUUUGCAUUAACUUUAGAUUUAAUUUGAUAGCUGUUGGUUUGGAAAGCGGUAAAAUCAACAUUGUUUCGCUCCUACCUUGGCCUUCUGCCCCCAAAUUGUCGCAUACUUUAGAUCUACGUCAAUCAGGCAAUCUCAGGUCAUCACCCGGUCAAGUCAGGAGUUUAGCGUGGACGGGAGAUGGGUAUUGUCUCGCCGCAGGAUAUGAGCGCGGAUGGGCGGCAUGGAGUAUGGGCGGCCGCUUGAAUGGCUGGGGUGUACAGGAUAAGGAUGAAUCUGAGGAUUCUGGGGUGAUCGAUCUGUUUUGGAUUCCAGGAAACUUGGAACUGUUCGUCUUGCGACCUUACGAAAAAGGGAAACCUCAGAUAGAGGUUGUCUCUUUUACAAAGAGCGCAACUACGAACCAGCCAUCGCCCGAUAACACUCGAUACGCCUUUUUGCAGAUGGACGAUCGAGUCAUGGUGUACAGAGGUGCCGAUCAACCUGACAUGAGUGUGAUCAAUCCCGAGUCUGACGUGUGGCAAAGCAUCAAGAUCCCAACCGCAUACAUUGCUACAAACUGGCCAAUACGCUACGCUUCGAUAUCUUCCGAUGGAAAGUUGAUCGCAGUUGCCGGUCGUCGGGGUCUCACGCACUACUCGGCGGCGUCUGGGAGAUGGAGAUUAUUCCAAGAUGAGAGGGAAGAGCGAGAUUUUACUGUUAAAGGAGGCUUGUUAUGGUUCCACCACGUACUCAUCGUUGCCGUAGAUGCCGACAAAACCCAUCAAAUUCGACUCUAUUCGCGCGAUCUCGAUUUGAGCGAGGUUUUACACUCUCAAACUCUACCGUCUCCAGUACUCGUCAUGACUCUCCUUGAAAACUCUUUGUUGGUCUAUACCGCCGAUAACAUGCUGUAUCAUUUCCUCAUCCUUCCCACCCAGUCGAGCAUCAAGUUGCAUCUUUGCGGCAGUAUAAGUUUCAGAGGUAUCAUAGAAGUGCCAACUAGAGUGAGAGCUCUGUCUUGGCUCAUCCCGGAGGCGCAGAAGACACAUGGUGAUCCCGCCGAUGAUCUAAUUGUGGCGACUAUUAUUUUCCUUGUGGACGGGAAGUUGGUCUUGUUACGACCACGUCGAGCUCGAACAGAUGAAGUACGAUACGAUAUGCAGAUCCUCGCUGAUCGUAUUGAAGCAUACUGGACCCAUCUUCAGGGUGUCGGCACUCUUGAAAACUCCCUGUGGGGAUUUGACGGGCUGAACAUGCGCAUUUGGCUGGAUGCGUUGACCAUUGAGGCUACAAGGGUUGAUCUCAUGUCUGAUGCUUAUGAGAACGUGGAGGAGAGUGUCAAGUUGCGGCUUGAUUUUUACCCUUUAUCGAUACUCAUGGACAAGGGCAUCAUCAUCGGAGUUGACUAUGAAUCUUCUACCCGUACUCUUCCUUUCCCCAUCCACAAAACCUUCACGGGCACCCACCUCUUCCUCCCUCAAUUCCUCCGCUAUCAUUUAUCUUCGUCUCCUCCUUCUCUGGCCAAUGCACUCAUUUUGGCGCAUCACUAUCAGCCUUUGGUAUACUUUGCCCAUUCGCUCGAGGUGCUACUACAUUCUGUCCUCGAGGAUGAAGAUUUGUCGAAAUCAGACUCCAAUAAUGAGGACGGAAAUAGCAAGCAAGGAAGCGUACUUGCGGCCGUCAUCGUUUUUUUGGAUUACUUCCCAGAAAGCCUCGACGUGAUCGUCAGAUGCGCGCGAAAAACUGAAAUUGAGCGAUGGCCAAUGUUAUUUGACCUUGUCGGAAAACCAAGAUACCUGUUCGAAAAGUGUCUAAAGGAUGGCAAGAUUAGAACAGCGGCCAAUUAUCUGUUGGUGCUGCACAACUUGGAAGGACUGGAAGACGCCGAUGACACGAUUCGAUUGCUACGCCAAGCCAUCGAUGGGAAAGAGUUUCACCUUUGCAAAGAGCUUCUCCGAUUCUUGCAUUCCAUUGAUGAUUCUGGUGAUGCACUACGCAUGGCUAUUGCCAAAGUCGGCAUCAUUGAACCUGCUGGCACAGCGAGCGGCAGCGAGACACCCACAAAAUCAUCGCAACCUUCGACUCCAAAAAGGACAUUGCUGUAAACGGUCUUAGGGAAGUUGCUGGCAAAUGCUGUUAUAUGGGUUGCCGUCAAUGGCACAUGCAUGCAGGACAUUUGUCAGAAUGCUCAAGGGAACGAACGGACCAUAUACUGUAUUUAAAAACCAACGAAUUCAGCUACGAUGAUUGUCAGACUUAUCCCAGGGAUUAUUCAAAAGAUUACGUACACUCGUUGGUGCUCACUCCCCUAUCUACCUUGUUCGAGAAGAUCUUUUUGUACACAAACCUCUGAUCGUACUCGCGCAUAACCUCUGCCGAAAGUAGCAUUCGAUCUUUGACGAGUUGAGCGUAUGAUUGUGCCAGGUUGGAAAGGAGGAAUGUGGUGGAGACAUGAAGAACAGGGGUAAGGAAAGGGUUGAUGUGCGUGAAAAGAUGGGUAAUGAAGGGCGCAGUUGGAGGGUAUGCGCUAUUGAGAGUAUCAGCUGAAUUCUAAAAAAUAACAGCACACUUACCAAAAGAAGGCGAGACAAAAUUCUGGUGGGUCCCAAACCCGCAAAGACUGGAUCUUAUUCUCAGCUUGACCAAGGUCCUUCAAUGAAGGGGCAUUCCCUUGCGGACGGCCGAAAGCUGAAAACACCGCAUGGCUGUAUAGCGUUAGAUGAUUACUUACCAAAAAAAAAUUACACAUACAUAAGCAGCUUGAUUAUAAAAAUGAGGGAUCUGCCAGUAAAUUUGAGAACUUUUGGGGCCCAGGGCUCCGCUUUGGCACGAGGUGCUGCCUCAAAGACCUUCUCGUCAUCGUCGUCUUUGGCAGCUUUGACUUUGGGAGCGGGGACGGGAGAAGCAUGUGGAGAGUGUACUGUCUCCUGCGCCUGUAAAAUUUCAGCAUGAAUCAAGUCAAACACAGCCGUUACUUACAUUUCUAAGCAACAUGUCGUAUGUUCUGAAUCGAGUGAAUAAGUAAAUUGCGUUACCAACCGCCAUUGCCAUUAGCAAAAGUACAAGGAUAGCCCUCUACACCAAAUUAUCAGCUUUUUCAAUUAGUCGUACAGAAGGCUUACUACACGACCCCCCAAUAGACCAGAUUUUCCGCCCUUCUCCUCGUUCUCC
This is a messenger RNA of Cryptococcus deneoformans JEC21, 4166 nucleotides long. RefSeq lists its product as hypothetical. NCBI's taxonomy places the organism in Eukaryota, Fungi, Basidiomycota, Tremellomycetes, Tremellales, Cryptococcaceae. The transcript has 13 exons. Gene Ontology annotation, cellular component: cytosol; Golgi membrane; Ric1-Rgp1 guanyl-nucleotide exchange factor complex. Gene Ontology annotation, molecular function: protein binding. Gene Ontology annotation, biological process: retrograde transport, endosome to Golgi; intracellular protein transport. The record is from RefSeq and is a predicted model, not a curated record. The coding region runs from base 119 to 3100 and encodes 993 amino acids.